Messenger RNA from Pediculus humanus corporis (human body louse), 1185 nucleotides. RefSeq lists its product as uncharacterized. The record is from RefSeq and is a predicted model, not a curated record. Gene Ontology annotation, cellular component: mitochondrion. NCBI's taxonomy places the organism in Eukaryota, Metazoa, Arthropoda, Insecta, Psocodea, Pediculidae. The transcript is spliced from 6 exons. Gene Ontology annotation, molecular function: GTP binding; GTPase activity; magnesium ion binding. The coding region runs from base 1 to 1185 and encodes 394 amino acids.
AUGGGAUCCCCUUUUGCCAAAUUUGGUAAUCCUUUCAUGACGUUUUCUGUUUUUUUGUUCCAGAAACAAUUUUCUAAAAAUUUUAUUGAUACGAUACGAUUAAGAGUUAAGGGUGGAAAUGGAGGGAUGGGUUUACCCAAAUAUGGUGGUGUCGGAGGAAAAGGUGGAGAUGUUUACGUCGAAGCUAGAAAAAAGACGAUAUUGAAUCACACAUGGAAAAAAUAUUCAAAAUUAUUGGUUACGGCUGAGUCUGGAGAAAAUAGUAAAACAAUGAAAGUGUUCGGUAAACCUGGAAACGACGUCAUAAUACCCGUGCCCCCCGGUGUCGUCGUGUACGACGAAUUCAUGAGGAAAAUGGGGGAAUUGAAUGCGGUCGGAGAUAAAAUUAUGGUAGCUGAAGGUGGACCUGGUGGAGGACCGAAUAGCGUACCAGCGUAUUCAGGUUCAAAAGGUCAUUCUCAACUCAUAACGAUAGAUUUAAAAUUGAUUGCCGAUAUUGGACUCGUUGGAUUUCCAAAUGCUGGAAAAUCGACUCUUUUAAAUUCGUUAUCGAGAGCCAAACCUAAAAUAGCAGAUUAUGCAUUCACGACUUUGAGACCUCAUUUAGGAAUAUUAGAAUAUUCGGAUUUACGUAAAAUAUCAAUGGCGGAUUUGCCGGGUCUCGUCGAGGGUGCUUCCGAUGACGUCGGUAUGGGUCACGAAUUUUUAAAACACGUCGAAAGAAGUAGUUUGUUGUUAUUGGUCGUCGACAUUUUCGGGUUUCAAUUGACGCCACAGUGCUCUCAUAGAAAUUGCAUAGAAUCCGUCAUUUUAUUAAAUAAGGAAUUGGAAUUGUAUAAAAGUGAACUUUUGGAUAAGCCGGCAGUUUUAGCAAUAAAUAAAAUGGAUUUACCAGGAGCUUUAACCGCAUUUAAAGAAAUAUUACCCACGUUUAAGGACUUACCAAGUUAUGCAGCAUCUCGACUACCGGAAAAAUUAAGACCGGAAAAAUAUUUAAAAUUUUUUGACAUACUUCCAAUAUCGGCCAAAUCCGAUAAGGAUUCAACGGAAAAAUUAAAACAAGUGUUGAGAGAAUGUUUGGAUGAAAAUUUUGAAUCGUCCAUCAUGGAAAUGAUGACUAAAAAUGAAAUGAAUCUUCUUAAAAAAGUCAGACAAUAUCAACAAUUAACUCACACUGCCAUGUAG